ACCACACGGCAUCUGAGUCAGUGUCAAAGUCAAGCCUUUCACUUUUGAGUUUCAAGAGAAAAAAUAUCACUGAAAAAAAAUCCAUCUUAACUCAAUCCUCAAAAUUCCCUUUCCCAUUACUUUUCCUUCAACAAUGGACCUCUCUCAUCAUCUUGCUCGCCAUCAUGCCCUCUAACUCUAACUAACAAUCUUCUACCUCAUGGCCAUGGAUGAGUAUGAAUGUCAUGAGAUGGUCCACGUGGCAGUUGGCAAGUCCCUCAAGAAAGCCGCCACUUUGCUUCAAUGGUGUUUUACCCAUUUCAGCAAACCACAGAUUUUCUUACUUCAUGUUCACCAACCUUCUACUAUGAUCCCCACACUGUUGGGGAAAUUGCCAGCAUCCCAAGCUAGUCCUGAAGUGGUGUCUGCUUAUAGAAUAGAAGAAAAAGAAGACACCAAGAGGCUUUUGGAGAAGUACUUGAGCCUUUGCCGUGCUGCUAAGGUUAAGGCAAGCAGUGUCAUUGGUGAAGCUGAUCAAGUCCAGAAAGGGAUUGUUGACUUGGUUACUGUGCAUAAUGUCAGGAAGCUUGUUAUUGGAGCAAUACCAGAAAAUUGCAUGAAAAUCAAAAGGAAUUCCAGCAAAGCAAAUUAUGCUGCCAAAAAUGCUCCCCCAUUCUGUGAAAUAUGGUUUGUCUAUAAUGGUAAGCACAUUUGGACAAGAGAAGCUUCCGAAACACCUCGUUCUUUGUCUUCACGUGCCCAACCUGAGACUACAACUGCAGAGAGUUUGAGUUGCAGAUCUUUUCAUGAUGGUACGAAAGAAUUGUUACAUUCAGAAUGUCUUCAAUUAAAUUCUACAAAGACUACAAGAAGUAUGGUUCAGAGUGAAAUCAUUGAAGCAGAAGCUACUUUUUCAUCCAAAUCAUCCAGUUGUAAUAGUCAUUGUUCUCCCCAACAUUCGGCCGGUUGGUAUUUAGAUACUCAUUCAGAGUUUGAGGAAGAAACAAUUGAUAGUCAACUUAUUGAAACCAAGAGAGAAGCUAAGGCUGCAACAGACAAGGCCCUAGCAGAGCUGUUGAAGAGCAAAAGGUUGGAAGUCAAAGCCAUUGAAGCCAUUAGUAAGGUCAACUUUUUUGAGUCUGCCCAUGCACAUGAAGUAAAGCUCAGAAAAGAGGCUGAGGAUGCACUAAGAGCUACAAUACAGGAGCAACAGAUGUUCUUGGAUGAGAAAGAAGAAAUUGCUAGGGAGUUGGAAAGGACUGUGAGAAGUAUUUCCCUUCUAGGCAAUUGUGCACAUGAAACCAACCAUAAGCGAGAUGAAGCUGAAAAUGAACUAUCACUAAUUCAAGCAUCCAUCUCAAACCUGUGGCAUGAAAAGCAGCAAAUCAGGCAGCAGAAAAUGGAAGCCCUACACUGGCUUGAGCGGUGGAAAAGUUGCGGACAAGUUGGAGCAGAUCACUGCAAUGGAGUCAUUGGGUUUGCUGAAGAAUUCCCUGAGCUUGCCGAAUUUUCAUUAUCAGAUCUUCAAAAUGCCACAUGCAAUUUUUCUGAGAGUUUCAAAGUUAUGGAGGGUGGAUAUGGUUCUAUUUAUAAGGGGGAAAUGUUGGGUAGAACAGUUGCUAUAAGGAAGCUCCAUCCACACAACAUGCAAGGAUCAUCAGAGUUUCAUCAAGAGGCUCAAAUUCUUGGUAGUCUCCAACACCCUCAUCUGGUUACUUUGCUUGGUGUUUGCCCUGAAGCCUGGUCAUUUGUAUAUGAGUACUUGCCCAGUGGAAGUCUCCAAGAUUAUCUAUUCCGAAAAAGCAGUUUUCUGCCAUUGACUAGGAACAUCCGAGCACAAUGGAUUGCCGAAAUUGCUACAGCUCUCUGCUUCUUGCAUUCUUCAAAACCUGAAACUAUUAUCCACGGUGGUCUGACUCUUGAAACUGUCCUUCUGGACUCUGCACUUAGUUGCAAGAUAUGUGAAUUUGGGUUCAGCAGGCUGGUGAAAGAGGAGUCAGUUUAUCUUCCUAACUUCCACUUCAGCACUGAGCCAAAGGGUUCUUUUACAUAUACAGAUCCUGAAUUUCAGAGAACUGGAGUACUGACACCUAAGUCUGACAUAUACUCUUUUGGAAUCAUCAUUUUGCAACUCCUCACUGGUAGGACUCCAGUUGGAUUAGUGGGUGAAGUACGGAGAGCAGUUUCUUGUGGAAAAUUGUAUCCAAUUUUGGAUUCUUCAGCUGGAGAAUGGAAUUCCACCAUGGCAACACGAUUGGCUGAACUAGGAUUGCAAUGCUGCCAACUGAACAGUAGAGUCAGACCAGAGUUAACACCUUCUCUAGUGAGAGAAUUGAAGCAGUUGCUUGUUUUAGAAGAGCGACCUGUACCAUCUUUUUUCUUGUGUCCAAUCUUUCAGGAAAUAAUGCAUGAUCCUCAAGUUGCAGCAGACGGAUUUACUUAUGAAGGGAAGGCCAUAAGUGAAUGGCUGGAAAAUGGACAUGAAACUUCUCCUAUGACUAAUUUAAAAUUGACUCACCUGAAUCUCACUCCCAAUCAUGCACUUCGACUUGCUAUCCAAGGCUGGCUUUGCAAAUCUUGAAGUUUUAUUAAUUCAUUUAUGAAUGUUGUAAAUAUCUACAUAUCUAUUUUUUUUGCUUGAUUACAUUGCCUUUCUUUGUUGCUUUCUAGCUCAAAUCAAUCACCAUAGUGUUUGAUGAUAGAGGAUUAGUUGAUUUCUAUUGUUUAUGCUAUCCUGAAUGAGUCUUGUACGUUCUGACUGACCUAUUGUACAUUCAAAAUUACAACUUGAGAACUAAUAGAAUUUUAUACGGA
Glycine soja is the source of this 2793-nucleotide messenger RNA. Its product is annotated as U-box domain-containing protein 33-like. The record is from RefSeq and is a predicted model, not a curated record. The transcript has 7 exons. Gene Ontology annotation, molecular function: protein kinase activity; ATP binding; ubiquitin-protein transferase activity. Lineage: Eukaryota; Viridiplantae; Streptophyta; Magnoliopsida; Fabales; Fabaceae. Bases 200 to 2560 code for a protein of 786 amino acids. Gene Ontology annotation, biological process: protein phosphorylation; protein ubiquitination.